AGUACAGUACAAUGUGGUUCCCACUCCCACUCUGUUCAAGCCUCAGGACAGUGAUGAGUCUUCCUUGAAAGAGCUUCUACACUUGCAGACAAAAGGAUUUCACCUUCAGACUCUACAUUACCUGCACCCCCUGCACCCCCCCCUACACUAAAGAUCUGUGCUUCUCACCUGUGACAGAAGUUUUGGUUCAAAGGAGGUAGUGUCUGUGAGACGCCAUGUCUGUGGUCAAACUCCUGUGCUGUUUGCUGUUAACAUAUCACCUCAGUGAGGGGAAGAAAAUCAAAGGAAGCAGAGCAGGUGUAGUGGACACCGAGCAGAGGAGAGUCCUGACGGGGAGAGAGCCGUAUGUCAGCAGCUCAGUCUUCAGGCUGCUUUUAGAAGGUGAGGACACCUGCACACUGGACCCUCUGCAGCUGCACACUCUCACCUCCUGUGGCUUCAACAGCAGUAAUCCCCUCAUCAUCAUCACUCACGGGUGGUCGGUGGAUGGUACGAUGGAGAACUGGGUACUCAGGUUAGCCUCAAUCCUAAAGACAAAACUGAUUGACAUCAACGUGGUGAUCACCGACUGGCUGUCCCUGGCUCACGAGCACUACCCCAUAGCAGCACAGAGCACCCGCACUGUUGGAAAAGACAUAGCUCACCUGCUGCAGUCACUUCAGGAACAGUAUCAGUACCCAGUUAGAAAAGCUCAUUUGAUUGGCUACAGCCUUGGCGCUCACAUCUCUGGCUUUGCUGGAACCUAUCUGGAAGGUCCAGAGAAGAUUGGAAGAAUUACUGGCCUUGAUCCAGCGGGGCCGCUGUUUGAAGGCAUGUCCCCCACAGACAGACUGUCUCCUGAUGAUGCUGAAUUUGUGGAUGCCAUUCACACCUUCACUCAUAAACGUAUGGGCCUAAGUGUGGGCAUCAAGCAAGCUGUGGCACAUUAUGACUUUUACCCCAACGGAGGAGACUUCCAACCAGGAUGCGACCUGCAAAACAUUUAUGAGCACAUAUCCCAGUAUGGGCUCCUCGGUUUCGAGCAGACAGUGAAAUGCGCUCAUGAGCGAUCCGUCCAUCUAUUCAUUGACUCUGUGCUGAAUAAAGACAUGCAGAACAUAGGCUACAGGUGCGGUGACAACAGCGCUUUCGACAGAGGUCAGUGUCUGGACUGUCGCAAGAAUCGCUGCAACACACUUGGCUACUAUAUCAAGAAGGUUCGCAGUGGCAGAAGCAAGAGGCUCUACCUGAAAACACGCUCUCGGAUGCCUUACAAACUCUAUCAUUACCAGUUCAGGAUCCAGUUUGUCAACCAGAUGGAGCAGAUCGAGCCCUCUCUCACCAUCUCCCUCACUGGAACAAAGGAGGAGAGUGGAAACCUCCGCAUCUCCUUCAAUGAAAAGAUCUCAGGCAAUAAGACCUACACCUUCCUCAUCACCCUGGACCGAGACUUGGGGGAUCUGAUGUUGCUCAAAGUGCACUGGGAGGGACCGGCCCUGUGGAAGAAUGUGUGGAACCAGGUGCAGACCAUCAUUCCCUGGGGCGGCCAAAGGAGAAAUCCACUGCUGACUGUGGGCAUGAUCAGCGUCAAAGCAGGCGAGACGCAGGACAGGACAUCUUUUUGUGCCAUGACAGACGAUGGACAACAUGUUGAGGUGUCACAAGAUAAAGUGUUUGUGCGCUGUGAGGAAGACACACCAAGACAGCGUAGAAGAAAGCCCAACUAGUGGACUAGUGUGGGUUCCUUAAUCUGCUCAACAGACUGAAGAUGUCUGACGGAUUCCCCAGAAGGUCAAGACUGGAUGAAGUUCUGUCAACUCCUAAAAGUUGUGCAGGUUUAGGGAGCACAUUAGAAAUCAUUAAGUGUCUGAAAGAUGUGGCACUAAACAAAUGGUGUUACAGUUUAAUAAAUUAAUUGAAAACUGAGGCUGGAAAAUAACUAGCAACUUCUGUGAAUUGUGUUUACAAUUUACAGAGAUAUUUGUUUAAGAUUGAUUAUGUCAAUAACAUUUUUAAUAAGAUAAGUAUUACAUGUGAUCUCAAGCGCAGAUUUACAUUUCUGGCUACAUACAAAUGUCUUUCAGGGGUAUAAACAGUCGAGAGUUUGUCAAUUCAAAUAUUAACCACACAGUAAACACAGAAGUUCAAUGACUUUUUAUGACAUUAAUUCCAAAGACUGUAAAUGUUUUUUUUUUUUUUUAAAGUGUGUGUACUGUGUAAAAUGAUAAAUCUCCUCAUUUUAAAAACCUACAUUAGUUUUGCCAAUAAACUCAUAUAAAUUCACUUGUUAAUCAAACUCAAACCAGAGCAAUAAACAUACUCUAUUCUUUUCUAUUCUA
Messenger RNA from Seriola aureovittata, 2318 nucleotides. It is a transcript of the gene lipca, whose product is annotated as lipase, hepatic a. The record is from RefSeq and is a predicted model, not a curated record. Gene Ontology annotation, molecular function: apolipoprotein binding; triacylglycerol lipase activity. Gene Ontology annotation, biological process: lipid metabolic process. Lineage: Eukaryota; Metazoa; Chordata; Actinopteri; Carangiformes; Carangidae. The coding region runs from base 216 to 1706 and encodes 496 amino acids. The transcript has 9 exons.